Trichogramma pretiosum is the source of this 2020-nucleotide messenger RNA. Its product is annotated as oxytocin receptor-like. The coding region runs from base 703 to 1881 and encodes 392 amino acids. The transcript has 7 exons. The record is from RefSeq and is a predicted model, not a curated record. Gene Ontology annotation, biological process: G protein-coupled receptor signaling pathway. Gene Ontology annotation, molecular function: vasopressin receptor activity; peptide binding. NCBI's taxonomy places the organism in Eukaryota, Metazoa, Arthropoda, Insecta, Hymenoptera, Trichogrammatidae. Gene Ontology annotation, cellular component: membrane.
ACAUCUGCAAAGCGCGAGGAAAACUAGUUUAUAGUGAUCGGCGAGCCCUGACACAUAGCACCGCACACAGUCGGUUGGGUCGUGUGUGCGGUAUUGUCGCGCGGAGUGUGCUGCCCGCGCACGGAAGGAUUAGACGAGAUCCAAGCGUCGACAAAUUUAUAUAUCACAUAUGCACCGAAGAAAAGCUCGUUAUUUAUCAUGAAAUGACCGUGAGACGGAGCGAGGUGAUCGAGUGAGUUACGAAGUGGAAAAAGUUGGCCUAUGAUUGUUUUGUUUGUCUUCUCGCUCUCGAGUUGUGUUUUAUAGUGCAUAAGAGUGUGCGCGUGUUAUGUAUCUACGAGAUUUUUGCUCUACAAAAGAGGCGAGAAUUUCAGGCUUUCGAGUUUAAGGCAAGGGUAGAUAAUGCUCGAUACACGAUUAGAACGAUAGGGGAGCAAGGGACACGGAAUAAAGCAAUUGGAGAAAAUUGACUGAAAGAUCCGCCGUUUUCACCUGUUGAUUCGAGAGUAGUGGCAGUGCAGUACAUCCAUCAAAGCUGCCCCUGCUACGAUCAAAGAAGAAGCGCGCGCCAGCGAUCGAGAAGUAAUUGUGAAUCAAGCGAGCGACAAUCCAGAACUAAUUAAACAACUUAGAUGAGGAAAUAAACGUUCGGGUAUAGAGGCGAGAGAGAGUGAGCGAGAGAGCGGCUGCAGCACAAGCACAAUGGAAAACACUAGGAACGAUACAAUGAGCGGAGUGGAGUCGGGGAUCGAAGAGGACGAGCGGGACAACGACCUGGUCAAAGUGGAGCUGCUCGUGCUGUCGCUAAUAUUUCUGGUAACCCUCAUGGGCAAUUCCCUCGUGCUCUUUGCCAUUUAUCUGCGACGCUGCCGCGGCAGACGUCAGAGACUCACGAGGAUGCACUUCUUCGUCAUGCACCUGAGCAUCGCCGACCUCAUCACGGGCCUGCUCAACGUCCUCCCUCAGCUGGCUUGGGACAUCACUUUUAGGUUUCAUGGAGGCGAGAUAUUAUGCAAGCUGGUGAAAUUCGGCCAGCCGCUGGGCUCCUACCUGAGCUCCUACGUGCUCAUGGCGACGGCGGCCGACAGGUACCACGCCAUUUGUUAUCCCCUGAGCUACUGCCGUACGACCUCGCGCAGAUCGAGAAUUACCGUCUACACGGCCUGGAUACUGUCGUUGCUGCUGUGUCUGCCGCAAAUUUUUAUCUUCUCGAUUCAAGAGAUCGCCCCGGGCAUCUGGGAUUGUUGGGCUACUUUUGACCUGCCUUACGCAAAAAAGGCCUACGUCACUUGGUUUAGCAUUAUGAUUUUCCUGCUGCCAUUUAGCGUGCUGACAUUCACUUAUGUCGAGAUUUGCCUGAGCAUAUGGCACAACCGCGAGGUGGCGAUGCUCGAGUCUCAGCAGGCCCUGCAGCCGCAGAUCAGGGCCAGGAAUCAGGGCUCGCUCAUCUCCAAGGCGAAGAUCAACACGAUCAAGCAGACGCUGGCGGUGGUGAUACUCUACGCGGCCUCGAGUAUGCCGUUCAUCGGAGGUCAGCUCUGGUCCGCCUGGGAUCCAUACGCGGCUGAAUCAGCUUUCUUCAAAGGCCCGACGUUCACGAUACUAUCGCUGCUGAGCAGCUUGACGAGCUGCGUCAAUCCUUGGAUCUAUCUCACGUUCAGCUACGAGCUGCGCAUCGUCCUGAUGAAAUUUUUGCGUAGCCUGGUGAAGCGAGAUCGAGCCUCGAAUUUUGAGCGAGCCUCGAGCAAUGCCUCCAACGAAACGAGGUCUUCCAAAAGGUCAUCGCUGGUCUCCAGGAUGUCUCGCUACACCAGCUUGAUAAUCAAUCGGACUAGCAACGGCAGCGUGAAAAGCAAUAAAAAUAAUAACCUCGCGACCUGAUGUAAAAUAUUAUAUUAUAUUAUAUAUUUUCCUAUUUUAUUUGUACAUACAUAAAUCUUCGAUAUACAUUCAUACAUAUAAAAAUAUUUAUAUUUAUACACCAGUUGACGAAUAAACGAUUGUUAGAUUUUCAUUAAAA